AGAACGAUUAGAGGUAUCGUAUAUCCUGAAUUUCCGCUUUAUUCCAAUCUCGUUUCAUCGCAUUCCACUUGACACCUUCUCGGCGCAAUCAUGCGUUUUUCCUCUCUCUUGUUGAUGGUCGCGGCCAUGUGCUGCGCCGUCCACGCAGGCUGGCUUAGCUGGUCUGCUGGCGGCGAUGGCGGCCUUACUGCCAUUCCUCUCGAGACUGGUAAUGUGUCUUAUGCUCAUGACGGUUGGUCGCCCAAGCCCACCGCCGCUCCCGAUGCAGUUCAACCUGAGGGCGAUCGCGUGCUUGAAUACCUGAAGCGCGACACGACUACCUCGAACUGGACUAACGCUGAGACGUGCGGAUGGAUCGCUGAUUCUGAGUCUUCAUCUUUCGGUUGUGGCAAUGGAACUUGCGUGACGAAUGCCAACCAUAUCGUCGCAUGUGCCACCGGUACAUUUUCACCAUUCUACUCGAUGUGCUUGAAUUACGACGCGUACAAGAGUGGUUCUUGCAAAAACGAGGAUAGUUCGACCGGCUGUUGUAUGCAUACCGAUUAUCCUGAGUGUGUGACGUACCUAUGGACAGACUCGCCCCAGCGCUCCAUGUACCGCUGCUGGAAGUCGUCGGUAAUCAUCACGAUGCUUGACGAGCCCGAGAUCGUUCUAGACCAUCCGACUCGCACACCCACCUCGAGCUCCGUGCCCCUCAUGGACGGCACAUCGACCGAGCCGAACCAGCAACCAGGCAACAUCGACGGCGCCAGCAUCGGCAAACAGAUCGGCGCAGCCCUAGGCACCAUGGCAAUCAUCUUCCUCUUCGUGCUGUUCAUCAUGUGGCUGCACAAGCGCCACCACCGCCGCCGCCUAGCCGAGGACCGCCGCCGCGUGCGCGAGCACCUGAACUCGCGGCUGCGCCACGCGCAGACCGUGCAAGUGCCCACGGCCGCGGACCGCGCGACCGAGUUCCGCACGCGCCAGGCCUACGCCGCGAUGCUCGACGGCCCGCGAACCCCGGACCAGACUUUCAUCCACAGCCGCAACCGGCACGGCGCCAUUCACCUGGACCAUCUGAACCCGACCUCGUCGACGGCCGCGAUGUGCGGAUCCGAGGCUGAGCUCGGUCCUCCUGGUUACGACGUGCAAUUUCAACAGCACCGUCACCGCGCGCCCGGCGGCACUUACGCCUCUGUCAGCGAUUCGGUCCCCAUGUCGCACCGCGUUGAGACGCCGCCCCCCACGUACCAGCCCAGCUUCCUCUCGAACUCGACGCUAGGCAUCGGCGACAUGGCGAGCCGCGGCACUUUACGCACGGGUCUAGCCCAGGGCGAAAGCCAGCCGAACUGGAUCGAGCUCUCGCGCUCCUCUCCCACUCUGCCCGCGGCCACGCGCCGCGCCACGAUGUGGCACCCCGAACCUGGCAACGGCGGCGGCGGCGGCAUCCCUGCUAGCUCGACGUGGCAGGAUGUCAGCGGCAGCGUGCUUAGCGACGAAGAACGCGAGGGCCAGGGCGAGGCGGAGCGCAAGUCUAAGGAGCUUGUUCGCGCGGUGGCUGAGGAUGAUGAUGAGUCGGUUUUCCAUUCCGCGGUUUUUGGUACCGUGCGUCGUGAGGGUCUGCAGAAGAAGUAGGUGUGUUACCUACGUCUAGGUAGGAAUACGACAUGGUGGUUAAGGAGUUUUUUAUGGCGGUGGAUGGUUGGUGGGGAGGAGAUCCGUUGAAAUG
This is a messenger RNA of Annulohypoxylon truncatum, 1708 nucleotides long. RefSeq lists its product as uncharacterized. Bases 91 to 1614 code for a protein of 507 amino acids. NCBI's taxonomy places the organism in Eukaryota, Fungi, Ascomycota, Sordariomycetes, Xylariales, Hypoxylaceae. The record is from RefSeq and is a predicted model, not a curated record. The transcript is spliced from 3 exons.